Alternaria incomplexa is the source of this 882-nucleotide messenger RNA. RefSeq lists its product as uncharacterized. Gene Ontology annotation, molecular function: nucleic acid binding. The record is from RefSeq and is a predicted model, not a curated record. Bases 1 to 882 code for a protein of 293 amino acids. NCBI's taxonomy places the organism in Eukaryota, Fungi, Ascomycota, Dothideomycetes, Pleosporales, Pleosporaceae. The transcript is spliced from 3 exons.
AUGGUUGAGUUUAGAUACAGUCGACCUGCCGGUAACCGAGUCUAUCGUGUAGACAAUGUCCCACGCGCCGCGACUGAAGACGACAUCCGCGAUUUCUUCCAAAACCAUAUGAUCCUCGAUCAGGUUCGCGCAGCUCAUCCACGAACAGGGGCGAAUUCGAUUAACGACAAUCACGACGGUGUCGUUCGCCCUGGACUUUCUGGCCCUGAUUCAGCCUUACCUGGACGGCCUUACGGUACUCGUGGGCUUACCGAUUCGGACUUUCCAGCUCUCGGGAUCACUCGCGAAGACGAAGCACGUCGACGCGAAGAAGAAGCCGUGCGGCUCCGAGAAGCACGAGAAGCAAGAGUAAAGGAGAGCCAAGCAUUGCAAGAAGAACACGAAAAGGUCGUGCGGGAGCGUGAAGAGAAAGCUCGAAAGGAGAAAGAACUAGAAGCUCAGGCCAAAGCUCAGGUGGCGAAGAAGCGUUUAGCUCUUGCUGACCUGAUCCCACGAGUUCUCCAAAAUCUGGGUGACGUUUUGCCUCCGCAUCGCGUCCCUUCUCCUGAUCUCGAUAAUCGAGAAGAUACGCGAAACCGAGUACUCUUCAUGACCGACAUCCCGCCCGAGCUCGAUAACGAUGUAGUCAUGGCGUUUCUCCACCCGUUUCGCCCCGAAGGUAUCGAUCGUGCUGAAGUCGGAGGAAAUCGCAUGUUGUCUGGUAUUGUCUUGAUGCAAACAGCUGAGGGCCGCGACCAGGCUGUUGAGCAGCUCAAUGGCACAACACUUGCAGGCCAGAGGGUUGUCCUCCAGGCUUUCAACAAUCGCCCCCAGCUCGUCGAACCCUCCACAGGCCUCGAGCUCCUACUCCCCAUUUGGCGCUUCCCAGACCACGUCGCCUGA